Messenger RNA from Talaromyces stipitatus ATCC 10500, 705 nucleotides. RefSeq lists its product as uncharacterized. The record is from RefSeq and is a predicted model, not a curated record. The coding region runs from base 1 to 705 and encodes 234 amino acids. NCBI's taxonomy places the organism in Eukaryota, Fungi, Ascomycota, Eurotiomycetes, Eurotiales, Trichocomaceae. The transcript has 2 exons.
AUGAAGGAAAUCCAGGCCGCCAAACCAGAGUUCAUGAACUGCUCUAUCAAGAAGUCCCGCAAGUUGCUCAAGCCACUCCUGUCGAUUCAAGAAGACAUGACAAGCGAUAAAUCACCAACUCAACGGUCUAUCUCAGAGUUGUCUCGCCGCUCCGCCCCCAAGCGCAAACGGAAACAAAAUCCAAAUCAUUCGAUCCAGCCCCCUUUAAAGAAGGCGAGAUACGCAAUGCCCGCAAGAAGUUGUUCAGACAAACCAAUCCCCUCCAUAGAGAAAGAAAGUUAUUUACAACGAGACAUCAUUUUCGAGGAAGAUGACCCAGGUUGUGAAGUACAUUCAACUCCUGUAUUCAUCCGUGCAGGCGUACUCGUCGGUUUUUGGUACGCAGAUAUGAAUGGAAAUGGGAUGCGACCGGUAUAUUGCUUAGUCAAAAGAGAUCUUGAAUUCGCAUAUCGGAAAGGAAAAAAGUUUAUUUCCGUACGAUACUACGAUUUUGAUCCCCUGGAUAGAUUUGGCGACUGGAUGGGCGAUGAUGCAGAAGAUGAGAACGCGAUGAGCCCGAAAAUGGUGAAAAUGUGGGCGCAAAACAUGUGGAAGCACAGAAACUAUGCCGGAAGCCGGGACAUGACACUUGAAGAUUUGACUAGUUUUGACAAUCAAAGCAUGUUAGAUAGUGAUUGGGAAGGGUCAAAUCUUCCCGGUGUAUAG